This is a messenger RNA of Styela clava, 4978 nucleotides long. RefSeq names its product nck-associated protein 1-like. Gene Ontology annotation, biological process: cell migration; cell projection assembly; cell morphogenesis. NCBI's taxonomy places the organism in Eukaryota, Metazoa, Chordata, Ascidiacea, Stolidobranchia, Styelidae. The record is from RefSeq and is a predicted model, not a curated record. Gene Ontology annotation, cellular component: SCAR complex.
UCCCAUUUCCCUUGCAUUCAGCGGUUCGCCAGCCCUUGAAUAUUUGCAUUUUCUGAUGAGUUUACUUUCUAUCAGUCGAAUUAGGGAUUGGAGUUGAUAGGGGGGUAGUUUUAGCUCUCCGCUAAUUUAUGAUUUGCAUAUCUACUUUGAAUAAUUUGAAGUAUAAAGCAAAAAUUCAGAAUGAGAUCUGUAACGAGAGGCAUCAUGUCGCGGCCAUUGCCGAGCCAUCAGAAAUUGGCGGAAAAACUUGUGAUAUUAAAUACAAGAUUGGAUGGAAUGAUUACUAGAAUCUACAAUAUUAAGAAGGCAUGUGGAGAUCCAAGAUCCAAACCCUCGUUUUUAACUGAGAAAGCUCUCGAAUCUGCAGUAAAAUUUAUUGUGAGGAAAUUUCCUCAAGUAGAUAUCAGAAAUAAUCAGAAUCAACUAGCAGCCGUUAACAAUGCUAAGAAUGAAAUAUUGAAAGGGUUAUCAAUUUACUAUUAUACAUUUGUUGAUGUCAUGGAGUUCAAGGAUCAUGUCGGAGAACUACUGACAACUGUAGAUGGACUUGGAAUUAAUUUUGACAUUACGCUGUGUUUUGACUUGACUUCAAGUUAUCUAAAUAUGAUUGUGAAGUAUGUUUCUCUUCUUAUUUUGUUGUCAAGAAUUGAUGAACGUAAAGCAAUUAUAGGAUUGUACAAUCAUGCUCACGAUAUGCUGCAAGGAAAAACAGAUAAAGACUUUCAGAGAUUGGCUCAAAUGAUUAUGGACUAUGAAAACAAUCCUUUGAAGAAAUUGGUGGAUGAUUUUUCUGUGCAUAGUCGGUCUGUUCACGUUGCUCUCAUGUCACUCAUGCAAGUGUAUCCGCAACGUAAUAUGACUGCAGAUAACUGGAGAGCUGGAUCACUUUUCAGCAUAAUCAGUUCACCAACUCAGAUGUUGAAUCCAGCACAAACAGACAAGAUGCCAUGUGAAUAUUUAUCCAUUGAAGAUAUGGAAAAAUGGAUUUAUUUUGGGUAUUUACUUUGUCAUGCAACUAUGGUGUCUCAACAAGAAGCAAGCACAUGUCUAUGGAAACCUGUCUUGCAAACUAACUUCUGUCUCUCUCUGUUCCGAGAUGAAAUAAUAAUGUUGCACCGAACAGCAGAAGAAAUAUUUUCUGGACUGAAAGGCUACAACAAAAAAGUUGCUGAAGUUCGUGAAUGCAGAGAACAUGCUGCACAACAGGCUGGGAAGGUUCACAAAGAUAAAAGAAAAUUUCUGAGAACUGCCAUGAAAGAAUUGGUGCUUUUGAUCACAGAUCAGCCAGGUUUGCUCGGACCAAAAACGUUAUUUGUGUUCAUGUCACUCGCUUAUGCAAGAGAUGAAGUGAAAUGGAUUGUAAGACACGCAGGAAAUCUUGUCAAAAGAGCUAAUCCUGAAGAUUUUGUUGACCGAUAUCUCGGAGAACUUAUUUUUCACAUGGAAGAAUUACGCCAACUAGUUCGAAGCUACGAUGAAGUUAUUCAAAGAUAUUACGUCCAGUAUUUAUACGGAUAUGACGCUGUUGUACUCAAUGAAGCAGUACAAAAUCUAUCGGUUUGUCCAGAGGAUGAAUCGGUUAUUAUGACAUCAGUCGUUAAUACUAUGACAUCACUGAGUAUCAAGCAAGUUGAACAAAAAGAAUUAUUCGAUUUUCGAGGACUGAGACUUGACUGGUUUCGUUUGCAGGCAUACACUUGCGUGAGUAAAGCUGCCUUACUAUUAAAAGAUAAUCAACAACUUGGAAGACUCAUGAAUGCAAUCGUGUUUCAUUGUCGGAUGAUUGAUGACUUGGAUGACAUGUUAAGAGAGACUUCGGAUCUUUCUGACUUGUGCUUUUUUCCAACCGCUCUGGUCUCCUCUUUCAAGAGAUGUUUGGAAUUGCGUUUUCAAUCAAGAUACUCGAUCGCAUUUCCUCUCAUAUGUGCACAUUUUCAAGGAGCUAUAAGUGAGUUCUGUCCAGAAGAGAGACUCCAUAUCCGAGACCGUGCAAUGAAUUACGUAACAACCUUCCUCGAUGACAUGUCAAAAGAAGCUCGGAAUUUGUUAUUCCUAAUCGCUGAUGAACAAUGUGCAUUGUCAGACCAGUUGUUGCCGAAGAAUGCUGCAGUGCAUAUGAAACAAGGAAUACGAAAGAAAGGGAAAGGAAAGAAGGGAACGAAAACUCACGUCACUGAAUCAAUGAAUCCUGGAAUUGAAAGUUUCAGAAAAGAUAGACUUCAUGUCACAAAAAUGGAUGAACUUCAUUUGGCAUUGGCUGAAAUUUGCAAUGCUAUCAACUACAGAUCAACAUUUGUUGUUUGGGAACAUACUUUUUCUCCAAAAGAAUUUUUAACUGCCCAGUUAGAGAGCCGUUAUGCCAAAGUACUGGUAGCCUUAACACACAACAAAGAAACAAACGAAAUGGCAAAACCUACAGAGCUGCUUUCCAGAACAAAAGCUUAUAUGUCUGUUUUACAGACUAUUGAGAACUAUGUUCAAAUAGAUUCAACAAGAAUUUUCAACAGUGUUUUGCUGCAACAGACCCAAAUGCAGGAUAGUCACGGAGAAACUACGAUUACUGCUCUCUAUACCCAAUGGUAUUUGGAAGUGCUAUUGAGACAAGUAAGCAAUGGAAACUCUAUUGUUUUCUCGGAAUUAAAAAGAGCUUUUGUGUUGUUGCCUGGCGUCGAUAUAUCUUCGGGAAGCAGCAAUCAACCAAGUAUAAACCCUGAAGAGUUCACAAACAUCCAAGAACUCCGUGCUCUUGCUGACCUAAUCGGACCAUUCGGAAUGAAAAAUCUCAAUGAAAACCUCGCCUGGCAUGUUGCAAGUCAAAUUACAGAAUUGAAGGUUAUAGUACAAAGGAACGCUAAGAAACUGGCUGCGUUAAGGAAAAGCUUUACCAAGCCAGAGCUAAUGGCUCGUCUUGUUUCAGAUCUAGAUGGAAUUGAAAGUGUUCUUCUUCGAAUGACGAUUAUUGGAGUAAUCUUGUACUUUCGAUCGGUUACACAAGAUGCAUUGAAUGACGUUCUACAACGUCGCAUUCCAUUCCUUUUGUCAUCAAUAACCGACUUCAAAGAUCAUAUUCCAAAGGAAACAGACAUAAAGGUUUCAAUUGGCAUCAAUGAACUUGCAUCUGCUGCCGGUAUUCAAUGUGAAGUUGAUCCAGCGUUAUGCCAUGCACUUGCUUCACAGAAGUCCGAGAAUCCCGAAGAGGAACACAAGCUCUCCUGUCUACUGAUGGUUUUUCUCGCCGUUUCUAUUCCUGUACUUGCGAGAGAUGAAGGAUCGCUGUAUUUACCUGAACUUGGAGCUCAUGGAAACAGCUGCCAUUGCAUUGCACUCGCUGUGAAUCGUAUUGCUGCUGCAUUGUUCACUGUCAAUAAUGGAAAUAUCUCAGAAAGAUUAACAGAAUUCUUAGCUCUUGCAUCUUCCAGUCUUCUUAAGCUUGGUCUUGAGACAGAUCGAGCAAGCACUCGCAAUCGAGAGUCAGUUUAUCUUCUGUUGGAACAAAUCGUAAAAGAUUCAUCAGUUCUUACUAUGGAUCUUCUGGAAUCGUGUUUCCCAUAUGUUCUACUUCGAAAUUCUUACCAUGCAGUGAGGAUUCAAUCAGGAAGCACCAACACGGCAAGCUCGCCCACACAAGCACAGCAAACGAUCGAGAAUUCUACUGCGUAAUGGAAAAAGUGUUCACUUUGAUGCUCAACUAGCCAAUAACGAGAGCAGUGUUUCUCAAACCUUUCAAGCCGUGCCCCCUUUUAACAAUUUGCAAGUCUCCACCUCGAAAAUAACUAGCUAACAAUAAGCUACAAAUAACAGAUAGUACGGCGAAAUUAUGUGUCAUUCAAAAACACGUUGAAAAUGUGUGGAUGGAACGUAAAUAAUGAAAUAAAUAAGUUUUAAAAACAAAUAAGGCGGGCAAGAUCUAAAUCGAAUCAAAUAUUUUUAAUUAGCUUCACGCCUCCUCAAAAAAUUUUCUACGUCCCCCUCGUGGGGCGUGCCCCAUCGUUAGAGAACCACUGAACUAGAGGAAUCUUGAUUUUGCUUGUUAGCGACAUAGUUUACCUAUCGAAUUAAAUUUCCUCGUGGUGGAAAUCCUUGAAAAGGUUCAAAUUUUACUCGCUUAAAUUCAUGAAUUUACUUAUAAUAAUGGCUUUAGAAGCAUUUUGCUCUUGGACAGUAAUAGUGUCAGAAUAGCCUUUCAAUUCUUGCUAUAUCAAAUCGUGCAAAAUAUUUGAUUUUUCUGAAAGUUAUGAUAUAUACUAAAUUUUGAUUUGGCAAUUUCAUAAGGGUGGCAAAUUUCACAAAAAAUGUCGAUUUUUGGUAUUUUAAGUAGUAUCAGUUUUAAUUCUGUUUAUACUGGAUUAUUUGGACAUACCCAUGCUAGAGUUUCUAGUAUUAAUACCACACUAAGUUAUUUGAGAAAUUUUGCUAUAUUUGUUUAUGUUGUUCCCAUAUUUCGACAACUUAUAUAAUAAUAUCAUUAUACGAUUAUAAUCAGCUUUUUUCAUGCUGCUAUUCAAGAUCAUUUUUUCCUAUUUUUACGAUUUUUUUUCAAUUUUGUUGUAUUCUGUAUAAAAUAUGAAGAGAUACAGAAAUAAGCUGCGUCACUUAAAUGGAAUAGAAGUUCAUAUUUAUAUGUCAUGGAAGAGGAAAUACAGAAAGAUAAGAGACCAGAUGGAAGCGAUUGUGGCAUGUUUUAUGGAAGCCGUUGAUGAUCCUGCAAACAAGUUAUCUUCAUUCAUUUGGAAUAUAAAAAUUAACACUUUUCCUUUUAUUCUUAGCUGCUUGUAUUCACAUUACUUUAAUAAUCAUGUUCCCUAUCUUUUUAUAACGUAGACGCAGAAGCUUUGAAAUUUUCGGUUUUCAACAAAUUUUUGAUCAUUGAAUUAAAAAUGUGUAUUUGAUGGAAGUUAAUCUAGUAUAAAAUUUCGUGUAUCAUAUGUCCUACGUUUUUUUUUUCUUCUUUAUAUCCAAUAAACUAUCCAGAUAUAAA